Monoraphidium neglectum is the source of this 1113-nucleotide messenger RNA. Its product is annotated as Calcium-binding carrier protein SCaMC-1-A. Lineage: Eukaryota; Viridiplantae; Chlorophyta; Chlorophyceae; Sphaeropleales; Selenastraceae. The record is from RefSeq and is a predicted model, not a curated record. Bases 1 to 1113 code for a protein of 370 amino acids. Gene Ontology annotation, molecular function: calcium ion binding. The transcript is spliced from 9 exons. Gene Ontology annotation, biological process: transmembrane transport.
AUGGACGCAUUGAAAGCGGACCCGGGGUCCGAGGGGCAGAGCGGCGGCGGCAGCGAGGGGGGCAGCGGCAGCGGCGGCGGCGCGGCAGGGGAGGUCGGAUUCAGGCGCUUCCGGAGCUUCGCGCUGGCUCGCGAGGAGGGCCUCAGGGAGGCCUUUGACAUGUUCGACAGGGACCGUGACGGCGUGAUCAGCUACGAGGACCUGGACCUGUCCCUGCAGCACGUGACCAUCUGCUGCCCCAACACGCGCUGCGUGCUGCGGUGCCGGCAGCAGGUGGUUGGGGAGCUGCUGCGGCGGCUGGACACGGACGGGUCGAGGGACGUCAGCUUUGACGAGUUCAGGAACUACUUCUCGCUGCUACCGCAGAAUGACGCCUCCAUGCUUGUGGAGUACUGGCUGGGCGCAUCCUCAUCCGGCAGCUGCGCGGACAUGGGCACGCGCGUGGCCGUGCAGGAGGGCCAGCGGAGGGGCUCCCCCUGGGGCCACCUGUUUGCCGGCGCCGUCUCCGGGGCCGCCAGCCGCACCGCCACCGCGCCGCUGGAGACGCUGCGGCUCGCGGCCAUGGCGGGCGGCGUGCCCGCAGGGGCGCGCAUGGACUUGAUGGCCGCGGAGAUUGUGAGGAGCCACGGGUGGCGCGCCCUGUAUAAGGGCAACGGCAUCAAUGUGAUGCGCUCCGCGCCGCAAAAGGCGCUCGAUUUCUUCAACUUUGACCUCUACAAGGCCCUCCUCUCCCGCGGCAGCGCGGCGGGCGCGACGCUGCAUCAGACCUUUCUGGCCGCCGGCCUGGCGGGCGCCACCAGCUGCCUGCUGCUGUACCCUUUGGAUGUCGCACGCAUGCGGCUAACGCUGGACACGGCGGGCCGCUACCGCGGUCUGGCGCACUGCCUGCGGACGCUGGUUGCGACCGAGGGCAUGUGCGCGCUCUGGCGGGGGCUCGGGCCGAGCCUGGCGGCCAUCUUCCCAGAGGCCGCCAUCACCUACGGCCUCCACGACCUGCUGAAGCGGAACUACAAGCGGCUGCGCCACGAGGAGCCCGGCAUCGGCGCCAGCCUGGCGGCCGGCGUCGCCUCCGCCAGCAUGGGCCAGCCGAACGGAUUCGCUUGGCACUUCUGA